UGUUGCGUCCUGUUUCACUCACCGCUGUAGUUUAUGUAUCAUAAUAAUGCGGAAAGCUGCAUAAACUCACUCACUGCAAGUAUGUCAUGAUGUAUUUUCCUAACUAUGAUCAAACUACAUCUAUCAAGCAUUAUUACUUUAAUCAGGUCAUUCAGCAGAAACUCCUCGGGACAGAGUAUUAAAGCACAUUAACACUGCAGAACUGGUGUUGAAGUGGUUUCAGAUGUCUGCAAACAUGAAAGUGCUACUGCUGAAAGAGCCACGAGAGAGUGAAACUGAAGCAGACCCUUAUAUCAAGGAAUUGUCCUCAUGUGGACACACAGCUGCUUUGAUCCCGGUUCUGUCUUUUAAAUUUGUGUCUCUCAGUGACCUUACAGAGCGGCUCUUUCAGCCCGAGAGGUCUGGAGGUCUGAUCUUCACCAGUCCCAGAGCCGUGGAGGCCGUCAAGACGUGUUUAGAGUCUCACAGACACAGACACAAAUGGGACGCAGUCAAAGACAAAUGGAACGAAAAGUCCAUUUAUGUGGUUGGGAAAGCGACAGCGUCUUUAGUUGCAGAUUUGGGUCUGAAUCCGCUGGGUGAAGAUACUGGAACCGCAGACGCUCUCGCUCUUCUCAUCCUACAGAGAGAAAAUCAAGAGAUUCUGCCACUUUUCUUUCCCUGCGGCUCCAUCAAACGUGAAGUUCUGCCAACCGCGCUCAGAAAGAACAAUAUUCCUCUGGAGACUCUGACCGUCUAUCAGACAGCUGAACAUCCUGAUCUGCACAAGAACAUCACUGAUUAUUUCACUCAGCAGGGCGUCCCGGCGAGCGUUGCGUUCUUCAGUCCGUCCGGAGUGACGUUCUGUUUGGAUUUGGUGAAAAGGCUCUCAGGAUCUCAGCUGGAGCAGAUAAAGUUUGCGUCAAUUGGACCGACCACGGCAGACGCGCUGCAGUCGCACGGACUGACGGUCAGCUGCUGUGCUGAGAAACCCACAGCCAAACAUCUGGCCGCUGCCAUCACACGUGCCCUCCACACGCCUGACCCCUGACUGCCAGAGUCGUGCUUUUGCAAUAGAUAUUAGAUAUAAAUAAUGAACUUUUAAAUAAGUGAUUGCAUGUGUACAGAUAUCUGUAUCUGCUUUGCAGCUGUGUAUUUCUAUGCGUCAGAUUCAUCACUGCUGCACCUGAAUCUGAUGUAGCUUCUUUUAUUUUGUGAUUUACACAGAAUUUUGUUUGUAGGAAUCUCCUGAUCUGUGUUUUAUGUUGAAUGUGAGUCACUUACAGCUUAUCACAGAUUAUCAAUGUGAACUGGUGUCUUGUGCUGUAAUAACUGAAGGACUUUUAUUUGCGUUAUAUUGAUGUAAGAUGAAAUAUAAAAUACAUUUUUUUAAUUAAU
Messenger RNA from Labeo rohita (rohu), 1377 nucleotides. RefSeq names its product uroporphyrinogen III synthase (gene uros). The transcript is spliced from 10 exons. Gene Ontology annotation, molecular function: uroporphyrinogen-III synthase activity. Lineage: Eukaryota; Metazoa; Chordata; Actinopteri; Cypriniformes; Cyprinidae. The record is from RefSeq and is a predicted model, not a curated record. Gene Ontology annotation, biological process: uroporphyrinogen III biosynthetic process. The coding region runs from base 224 to 1030 and encodes 268 amino acids.